GACAUGCUUGUCAGAGCCGUGUCCAUUCUAUUUCUCGCCAUUCUGGCGCAUUUCCUCACACGUGGGCUUGCCCUGCUCGGUAUUCUGCGCUCUAUCUCUCCGUCAGGAGUAAAAACUUGUCAGCGUAUACAAGGCCCGAGGUUAUGUGAGGAUAUGACUCACGGGUUUGAGCAAGGGGAGUACUUUUUAUCUUGCGAUGCUAGCAGGCUAUUUCACAACACCGUGAUGGACACGGGGUUUCCGCAGACGAAGGACGAUGAAUUGUUACACGGAGAGUUAUGGAGUAUGCAGAUAACUAAGGAUGGUAAACAUCGAGUGUCAAAACUUGACAGAGGAGAUGAAGACCUGGACUUUCAUCCAUUGGGUCUGGCUGUGGAUACACAAGCCAAACAGAUAUUGGUAGCCAACACCCCCACACUAACCAAAAAUGCAUCAUCUAUUGAAGUGUACUCAGUUCAAGGUCCUCACUUGACCUUAAUCAAGUCAAUUAAGAGCAAGUACAUCCAUACACCAAACAGUCUUUACAUUUUGCCUCAAGCAAACAUGCGCAGCGCUGAUGGACAAUUACCUUCCUUCAUAUUUACGAAUGACCACUUCUUCGUUUCUGGAUGGAAAAAAGUGCUGGAAAACAAUCUUUUGCUUCCUUUGGGAUCGAUAGGGCUGUACGAUGCUCGCAGUGAUACAGUCAAACCUCUGUUGCAUGGAUUCUCCUUCGCUAAUGGUGUUACUGGCAAUACCAAUGGAACUGUUCUGUAUGUUGCAGAAACAUAUGGACAGCGUAUCUGGAAAUAUAGAAUUGUCGUACCAUCUGGUGAAGGCGGAAUAGUAGAGCUGAAGAAAAUCGAGAACGUACGCGUUCCUAUGGCCGUGGAUAACCUGUCUUACCAAGAGGAAACAGGCGAUGUGAUCGCUGCUGGACACCCUAUCGGCUACAAGUUGCUCAAGUAUGCGAGCUCCAAUGACAAGUCCAAUCUCAUGCUACCUCCCUCUAUGGUACUUCGCUGGGCGACUAACGGAAGCAUAUCCUACAUCAUGACUGACGAUGGCUCGACGUUUGGUUCAAGUACUACGGGCAUAUUAGACAGCGCAAGUGGCAAACUGAUUGUCUCUGGGUUGUUUGAAAAUGACAUUUUGAUGUGUGACACAGACGACUAUGGUAAAGGUAGCGAAACUGACAGCACAAAACAAAUAUUGACAGUCUAGUCAUCAAAAGUGUUCCCCUCAUCACUCUAAUAAAGAUAUAUAUCAUUGGCAAAGACAUCUCGUGUUGGAAAGCAAAGGAGUUUAUAUGUCUGGACCACCAAUACAGUGAGCGAAUACAUUCGAAAUGCCAAGAGAAAAAAGGAAGAAGUACAAGCAUGAUCGUACAGAGGACGAGCAUAAAACAUCAACCACGAUAAAAACCUCGGGUAAAAUCAUAAUGAAUGCGACCGUUCACACCUUUACAUAGCAUACUUUCUUGUCCAAUCUCUUGCCGUUGCUUCGUAACGAGGGCGAUCAGUCUUGUACAUAUGAGCAAGUUCA
Molecule: messenger RNA, 1524 nt
Organism: Umbelopsis ramanniana AG
Lineage: Eukaryota; Fungi; Mucoromycota; Umbelopsidomycetes; Umbelopsidales; Umbelopsidaceae
Exons: 4
Coding region: 4-1203 (399 amino acids)
Molecular function (GO): arylesterase activity
Source: RefSeq, a predicted model, not a curated record